AGCUCAAGAACCAAUCAAGCAUAUAUUGGGGUCACAGUAACAUGGAUCAAUUCAAAUUUUGAAUUAAAGGAAGCUUUAUUAACAAUACAACUACUUCCAUCACUACAUACAGCUGAAGCUAUUGAAGAUUCUCUAAAUCAAGUUAUUACUAAUUGGGGACUCACUGGGCGAGUUUUUUGCAUUACGACUGACAAUGGGCCUAAUAUUAAAAAGGCAAUUAGUUUAAUGGAUAAUAUUACACGAUCAUCUUUUUCAGCCCAUACACUUCAACUGAGUGUGCUAAAAGGUCUUAAACCUGCGAAAAAUGUAGAUAUCCAAAGAUUUACUAAACAAUCGAUGAUGUGCCAACAAGAUGGAACUCCUCAUACUUGGCUUGG
Scutellospora calospora is the source of this 377-nucleotide messenger RNA. Lineage: Eukaryota; Fungi; Glomeromycota; Glomeromycetes; Diversisporales; Gigasporaceae. The record is from the annotation of a GenBank genome assembly.